GCUUCGACUCGAACAGUACCUCAGCACACGCGGUCCCAUUAUGCGCAUCUCGAAAGUUUUGUUUGCGGCGAUUUCUCACGCUGCGAUCCUUCAACUGAUCCAGGAAACUUCAGCCGCCAGGGGACCGAUUCGGGAGGCAAUUCAAAACGGUCAGGCGGCAGAAUAUAACAAAGAUGACUGUGCGUGGAGACGAGGUAACGACCGAGACCUUUGCCCGGACCCUGACGUGCACGUCUUCCUAUACGCGCCCGGACACCCGAAGCGGAAACUGGAGGUUGAUCAGUCGGACUGGCUUCGACGCGAGCCUUACGAUCCAAGGCUUGAAAAUGCUUUUGUAAUCCACGGUUACGCUGGGGGAGACGAUACCUUACCAAUCGCAGUGUUGAGAGACGCUUACCUAAGGAACGGGAGCUACAACGUCUUCAUGGUCGACUGGGGGGCGCUCUGUGCCGCACCCUGUUACCCAGCAGCAGUCGCGAACCUUCGCCCUGUCGCAAAGUGCCUUGCUGGAACCCUCACAACCCUGAGGAACAUGGGGCUUCCGAUGGAGAAGACGACAUGCGUGGGACAUUCGUUGGGUGCACAUAUUUGCGGGGUAAUGGCGAAUUAUCUGCUCUUCCGACUCCGUCGCAUCAUUGGGCUCGAUCCAGCUCGGCCGUUGGUCAGACCAGGAUUGGUCAACAGGCUUGACAGUGGCGACGCGGACUUUGUGGAAGUUAUACACACGAACGCCGGUUAUUAUGGAGAAAUGGGGCGAGUCGGUCACGUCGAUUUUUGUGUCAACGGGGGAAAACUGCAGCCCUUCUGCGAGAACCGACGGAACGAUCAGCUCUGCAGUCACGUCUGGGUGGUUUGUUACAUGGCCCACAGCAUCGAUGGAGAUACGGAACUGAUGGCGGAACCUUGUUCUAGACGUUGUCCCGCUGGGCCGAGAAUCGCACAAAGAAGUGGGAAUGCUUUGAUCAUGGGGCAGCAUACGCCGAAAAAUGUUAGAGGAUCCUUCUGCUUGUCGAGCGUGAAUCCCCCGUAUUGUCCUAGGAACGGCCACGUUAGAGGAGAUGAGAGAUGUUGCGUCUGAUUGUAGGGGGGGUGUGAAGUGGAGAUCGUCUCGGCACUGUCAUUAUUGCACAACGCGUAGCGUGUGU
Molecule: messenger RNA, 1145 nt
Organism: Diprion similis
Lineage: Eukaryota; Metazoa; Arthropoda; Insecta; Hymenoptera; Diprionidae
Product: phospholipase A1 member A-like
Exons: 1
Coding region: 41-1078 (345 amino acids)
Biological process (GO): lipid metabolic process
Molecular function (GO): lipase activity
Source: RefSeq, a predicted model, not a curated record